Molecule: messenger RNA, 1668 nt
Organism: Brettanomyces bruxellensis
Lineage: Eukaryota; Fungi; Ascomycota; Pichiomycetes; Pichiales; Pichiaceae
Exons: 1
Coding region: 1-1668 (555 amino acids)
Biological process (GO): lipid metabolic process
Molecular function (GO): triacylglycerol lipase activity
Source: RefSeq, a predicted model, not a curated record
AUGGCUAAAAAGAAUGCCUCUUUUAUCGAUGGCAGUGCGGUGCUACUGAUGGAUUUGACCAGUAUAAUUAUUAAUCACACUCCUCUGUUCGCAUGGAAAAUUGCCUUUUUGAUUGUUGAUGUGGUAAAUUUCUGGUUCACAAAGAUUCUUGCCAUUAUAAGGCAUUCUCCUUCUCGUAGAUUGCGAAAACAGUUGGAAGAAUGCAGGAGUUUUGGGCAGUAUGAGGAGACGGCUACAGAGCUAGACAGAUAUAACAAGUAUGAUGUGUGGAGACAAAAUUUUACAAGUAAGAGAUAUGAUUAUAAGCUUAUCCACGAACGGCUUUUAGAAUUAAGACAAUCCAGACUUGACAAUGACUAUCAACGCGUCAUUAGUCUUCUUCGAUCGGGCCUUCUUCGAAACUUUGGUGGCAUUUCAAGUAAAAGAUUGUACAACAAAUCACAUGUUGGAACCAAAAUAUUGAUUGAAGAGUACAUAAGCGAGGUUUUGGAGUGCCUACGUUUUAUCUCUGAUGCCAAAUGCCCAGAUGGAUCACUGGAUGUAGUGACAUUCUACCAGGAAAAGCUAAACUUUUUUCAUGAUGCGAAGCAGACUAUGGGGACAACAGCUCUUAUUUUGCAGGGGGGCACUCUAUUUGGAUUAUGCCAUCUUGGUGUAAUAAAGGCAUUACACAGCCGAGAUUUGCUACCAAACGUCAUCGCAGGAUCAUCAAUUGGAGCUGUUGUUGGAGCUCUUGUGUGCUCUUUAAAUCCAUCACAACUUGAAAUUAAUCUUAAUGACUUAAUCAGCUUGUUACCACCUCCUAGUGCGGUCGAUGCUCGCGGAAAUGUGAUAGAGAAUGUAUUGCAGCGUGGCUUUAGCCAGGAUAUAUUGGUAUUUAUUGAUUAUGUGGGAAGGCAGUUGGGAGAUAUGACAUUUGAGGAAGCGCACUUGAAGUCAAACAGGGUUCUAAAUGUCGUUGUUUAUCCGACAGAUGCUUCUUUUCCAACGCUACUAAACUAUUUGAGUGGACCAAAUGUGACAAUAAUCAGUGCUGUGCGAUGCUCAUUGGGUUACAAUGCACUAAACGAGAAUGUGCAGCCAAUGGUGAAAACGGUUGAUGGAAGACUUGAACCAUUGCAUCUUGCAAACGGAAAUUGCCAGUUUAUGUCCCCUUAUUUUGCCCGGACUUUAGGUGAUCAGACUCUAAAGAGGGAUGCAGAGUUUGUCUCACCUUACACUAGGUUGACUGAGCUGUUCAACGUGAACCAUUUCGUCGUAUCAUUAGCGAGACCAUAUUUGGCACCAUUAAUUGGAAUUGAUAUGAGACGGACGGAGUCCAGGUGGCCGUUCGUUAAAAAGAUUGAUAGACUAAUCAGUCUUGAGUUUAGAUAUAGAGUGGAAAUGCUAGAUCGACUGGGGCUCCUAUUGAGCUUUUUAAGAUGGGCCCUCUCUGACGAAACUGCUCCAUUGUAUGCUGGAAAUCAGAUACCUAUAGUCCCAGAGAUGCGUACUUUAUUUAAAGACUUUAAGCGCAUUUUUGAUGUCAAUAAAUAUACGGCGAAUAUUCCUUACUGGAUUCGGGUUGGCGAACGUUCUGUGUGGCCGUUAUAUCCAUUACUUCAAACUAGAUGUGCCAUUGAGUUCACGUUGGAUGAUUACUACAACAUGUAUCGUCGGAGUGGGUAG